AUGUCAUCUCUCUUCAAAUAUUCUGCGGUCCUGUGGACCAUCAAGGCGCGUGAGCGCUGUCAUAGAUUGAAGAGAGAGAAGAACAAGAUGUUCAAGUCUCAAAUGCACUUCAUGAUUCAGAACAUUGAGAAGACAGCUCUGCUCUCUGAGCAUGCUAAUCUGCUUGCUGCUGAGAUGGAAUCUGAGACAGCAGAUCAGGAAAUGCAGGAUUUUGAAGCACAGGUUGACCUGACUGAGAGAAAGCAGUGA
Messenger RNA from Blastomyces dermatitidis ER-3, 249 nucleotides. RefSeq lists its product as uncharacterized. The transcript is spliced from 2 exons. The record is from RefSeq and is a predicted model, not a curated record. Lineage: Eukaryota; Fungi; Ascomycota; Eurotiomycetes; Onygenales; Ajellomycetaceae. Bases 1 to 249 code for a protein of 82 amino acids.